This is a messenger RNA of Trichomycterus rosablanca, 1807 nucleotides long. It is a transcript of the gene gpr184, whose product is annotated as G protein-coupled receptor 184. The transcript has a single exon. Gene Ontology annotation, biological process: negative regulation of G2/M transition of mitotic cell cycle; G protein-coupled receptor signaling pathway; G1/S transition of mitotic cell cycle. Gene Ontology annotation, cellular component: membrane. Bases 1 to 993 code for a protein of 330 amino acids. The record is from RefSeq and is a predicted model, not a curated record. Lineage: Eukaryota; Metazoa; Chordata; Actinopteri; Siluriformes; Trichomycteridae. Gene Ontology annotation, molecular function: G protein-coupled receptor activity.
AUGUUGAAGAUGGGCGUGGCCUGUGAGGAGAUGCACAAUGGGACGACAAACCAGACGUGCGUGCGGAUCGAAAACAGUCCGAUUAGCGACAUGCUAAUGGCUUUCUACAUCGUCGCCUUCGUGCUGGGUCUCGUCUUCAACCUGCUGACGGCCUGGCCCGUUAUCCAGCAGGUCCGCGGCAAGAACGUGCUGGGCGUCUACCUGCUCAGCCUGUCCAUCUCGGACGUGCUCUACAUCCUGACCAUGCCGCUGUGGGUCCACUACUUCCACAAUGACCACCAAUGGAAGCUCGGCCCGAACAUGUGCAAGCUGGCCGGCUUCGUCUUCUACUCCAACACCUACAUCAGCAUCUACCUGCUGUGCUGCAUCUCCGUCGACCGCUGCCUGGCCGUCACGUUCCCUCUAAAGACCAAGACGUUCCGCAGGUACAGGUACGCCUGGGUCACCUGCGGCCUCAUCAUCGUCUUCAUCAUCAGCCUGCACGUCGUGGUGGCUAUAAUGGACGAGGUGAAUGAGCCGCUGGACAAGCACCUCCGCUGUUAUGAGACGUACCCGAUGACCAGGCAGGUGGCGCUGUUCAACCUCCUCCGCGUGGUGAUCGGAUUCAUCCUGCCGCUCUUGGUGUUGGCCGUGUGCUACUGGCAGAUCCUGAGCAAGGUGAAGCUGAGUGUGGGUUUGGACGAACAGGGCAAGCGUAAGGUGAAGCUGCUCUCCAUGGGCGUCCUCGGCAUCUUCUCCAUCUGCUUCGCCCCGUAUCACAUCCAGCUGCUCGUCCGUUCCGUCGCUUUCUUCAGGCUGGACUGUGCAGACUAUUGCAGUUUUGAGCAAGCACAGCACUUUUAUUUCUCCGGCAUGUUGGUUCUGUCCAGCCUGAACAGCGUGGUGGACCCUGUGCUGUAUGUUCUGGUCAGUAACGGGAUGAGGAAGAGCGUCGUGCUAUGCUGCAGGAGAAACAAGUCACGAGUCCCUCGGAGCCUAGACCUGGACCAUUAACUAAAAAUGUGAAUUAGGGAUCAUCAUCAUGAAUCCAGACUUUUUGAGGGCCAAUGCUGAUACGUUACAACAUCACGUCCUUACAGUCUACAAUAAUGCAAAUCUGACCUGAAUCAUUUUCAUGAAUCGACUCUUUGAAUUGACUCUCUACGCCAAUUCGAUCAAGAUGUAAACAUGAGAACCGAACUGUGCCUACAAAUAUUAUAAAUAAUACACUUGAAUUUUGUAUUAGUGUUCAUUUAGAUCAGAUCUAGAAACAACCCAGAACUAAUCGGUUCGCAUCUGUACAGAUCUGUUGUGUGCAUCGAUUCCAUGUCGGAUGUCGGAUGUGUGUGACUUCAUGCAUCAUUAUUCCAACUUUUAAUGUUUUAACUCUAUCAUGCAUUUAAUGCACAUCAGUAAUAUUUACUCAUAUUCAUCAUGGUCGUUAGUAAUGGAACAAAUCACAGUUAGAAACAUGCAAACUCCACACAGAAGAACUCACAGUCGGGGAAUCGAACCCAGGACCUUACAUGCUGUGAGGCGACAGCACCACCGACCGAGCCACAAAUUUAAACGACAUUAUAAAACUUUCUACAGCAUAAAAGGAACCAUCAAAUCUGCUGUUGUUCAGAAAACCACAACAAAUGUAUAUGAUAAAUGUACGUAAUAAAUUAUAUAUAAUAAAUCCCACCAGAUGUGGUCAGAUUAGGUCCCAUGAGAAGAUGAGUUACAGAAUUAAUGUGCAUUACAGGUGUAUGUGAACAUGUGCUGCACUUUGUGUUUAGCUGUGUUUUCUGUAUUUUGAUGAUGUAUUUUUGUGAUAACUGAUGCA